Molecule: messenger RNA, 1266 nt
Organism: Fusarium tjaetaba
Lineage: Eukaryota; Fungi; Ascomycota; Sordariomycetes; Hypocreales; Nectriaceae
Product: 3-hydroxybenzoate 6-hydroxylase
Exons: 4
Coding region: 1-1266 (421 amino acids)
Molecular function (GO): FAD binding; monooxygenase activity
Source: RefSeq, a predicted model, not a curated record
AUGACACUGAAGGUUGGAAUCAUCGGGGCCGGCAUAGGUGGCCUGAGUGCUGCCAUUGCCCUUCGACGAACAGGGGCCCAAGUUGAGGUCUUUGAGAGAUCCAACUUCAAAGAUGAAAUCGGCGCCGCCAUCACGAUAACCCCAAAUGGAAUGCGAGUCCUUCAACACUUCGGCUUUGAUCCCAAGACAGCGCGCGGUGUGCAGAAUAAGCAAAUGCGCAUGGUACAUCCGCAGACUCUUCAGGAUCUGGUCGUCGAGAACUUUAGUCAGGUUGAAGAUGACUACGGUGCGCCAUUCAUGUUCUUCCAUCGUGUGGAUCUUCAUACUGCGCUGAAAGAAAUGGCUGUGUCGGGUGAUGAGCGAUAUCCAGGUCUGCCAGUGGUAAUUCAUAAUGGACGUUCUGUGACGAGCGUUGAUUGUGAGAAGGCUACGAUUGUGCUGGAUAAUGGGGAGAUCUUUGAGAAAGAUCUUGUAGUUGUCGCCGACGGCGUUCGAACUAAACUCAUCGACGAAAUCACCCAAAAGGACGUCCCUCUCGAAGACAUCGGCUCCUCAUUCUACCGCUGUCUAAUCCCCUUCUCUGAAGUGAACAAAAGCCCCGAUCUGGAGGCAAUCUUCAAAAACCAGGAUCCGGGUUUCUGGGUCCCCUUUGACCUAUCUACCGGAACGUUCCUCGUCACGUAUCCCUGCCGCGAUGGAACGAUGCUCAACGUCGCUUUCCGUCACAAGACUAAAGCGGAGAAUGAGCAUGCAGUUGAUUGGAACACUGACACAAGUGUUCAGGACAUUACUGCUAUGGUUGGCGGGUUUAAUCCGCUGGUGGCUAAGUUGUUUAGCUUGUCUACGAGCGUUUCUGUUCAUAAACUGUUUCGCAGGGAACCUCUUGAGACGUAUACUCGGGGGAGAGCGGUGAUAAUUGGUGAUGCUGCACAUCCAAUCCAACCAACCCACGCACAAGGCGCAGUUCUUGCGAUCGAGGAAGCGGCAGCAUUAGAAGCUCUCUUCAAGGACAUGCAGAGCCCUGAAAAUGUCGUAGAGCGUCUGAGCUUGUACAAUGACAUUUUGAAACGUCGCAUCCAUGUUACUCAACUCCUUUCUGAUGCCCAGCCUGGGAUAUCUAGUGUGCUGCGAAAGCGAGCUGAAGAUAUCUGGGGAGACGGCAUCUUUCCACCUGAGGCGAUGAACUUUACGAAGCCGAUCCGGGACUUCUUUUAUGCUUGGGAUGUUAUAGAGGAGGCGGAUGAGGUAUUGGCACGUGUGGCAUAG